Messenger RNA from Candidozyma haemuli, 1605 nucleotides. RefSeq names its product DUF4246 domain-containing protein. The record is from RefSeq and is a predicted model, not a curated record. NCBI's taxonomy places the organism in Eukaryota, Fungi, Ascomycota, Pichiomycetes, Serinales, Metschnikowiaceae. Bases 1 to 1605 code for a protein of 534 amino acids. The transcript has a single exon.
AUGUCGGUCAAUUCUACGUUUAAGCAUCCCUGGUGGAUAGCGUUUUCGCUGCUUGGCAAUUCGCCUCGGUACCUUGACGAGUGGCUCAUUGUGAGUCUUUCAAAUGCGAUUCGCCAGAAGCCAGAGUGGGAACGUAAGUAUAAGGAUGAUAAGAUUGUGGAGAAAUGGAGACUGGAGUUUUUGGAGCAGAAACCGGAAACAAAGUAUCCGCAGGAGGUGUUUGACUAUGUGUUGAAGGAAUUGAAGUGGUACGACUCGUUGCUUGCCGAGCCUGAGGUUGCAGCUAAGAAGUUUAAGUUUGGGCCUGACGAUAAGAUCUUGUUCAGUGAUGCUGCUGUGAGUGAUGAGGAUGCCAAGGAGUUUAAGAAGUAUGCUGGGGAGUUUGAGGGUUCAAUUGCAGAGAAGGACUACCAUCCGGGCUCGGACGACUUGGUGGUUGAUUUGGUCCACCCUUCGCUUUUCCAUUUGGUCUAUGGAAGAACUAAGGUGCUCUCCGAUGGAAAACUCCAGGUUGCCGAGUUUGAUGAGAAAAUUCAGCAAGUCAAGAAAGGCGUGGCCGAUUAUGGUGUUUCCAAGAAAUUCCAGUGGCUCCCAGCGCUUAUGAAGUUGGAUCUGGACAAGAAGUUCGGGUUUUCUUCGUACAUCAAUAAUCUUCACCCAUUGAAGAACGAGAAGCUCUAUACUUCCAUUGCUUCAAUCUUCAACCUGGUAAUUCCCGGCCUCAACUUGACCUUGUCGAGAUACCAGUCAGAUGAAUACAUUAGAAUCAAGACCGCUGACUAUGGUGAAUACUACAACGAAGAGUACGAGAAAUACCUGGAGAAGUUGGACAAGCUUAUUGAUGACGGUGCAGACGACGAAGAAUGGGAGGAGUUCGAAAGGGGCAAGAAGGAUUACUAUCGUGAGUUCCCACCCAAGUACGAGAAGGACCCCGAAACAAAGCCCUUUGACCUUCGUAGCUUCGACGACUUGAAGGUCAUUGUGAAAUUGGCCAAUAUCGAACUUACUCCUGAAAAGCCAGAGUAUAAGGGUGGAUCGUGGCAUGUGGAAGGUACAAUCAACGAAGAUAUCGUCGCCACUGUUCUUUACUACUACGACAUGGAGAAUAUCGAGGAGUCGAAGCUUUCAUUCAAAUUUGCUUUUGAAGAUCCUCCUUACGAGCAGGGUGACGAACAAUACUGCAAUGACUUCUAUGGCAUCAAGGACGGUGACAACAUGACUAAACAUCUUGGAGACGUUGUGGCGCAGAAGGGCAGAGUCACUGUGUUCCCCAACAGUUUCCAGCACCAUGUCGAUGCUUUCAAGUUGAAGGAUGUCACCAAGCCUGGUUUCAGAAAAAUCUUAUGCUUCUUCUUAGUUGAUCCACACAACACCAUGGUGAAGGCUACAGAUGUGGUUCCAUUCCAAAACGAAGAGUGGGUGAAGGACGAAGCUCUUAUGAAGAAGUACUUCCCUGACGUUGACGCCAAGGACCUCAAGACCAUGACAGAAAAAGAAGCCAAAGACUACAGAGACGAGUUAAUGUCUGAGAGAAAGGUCGUAAUUGAGGAUGACGAGGAUUACGAGAAUGCUUACACCAGAACAUUCUUCUUGUGUGAACAUUAA